Messenger RNA from Labrus mixtus (cuckoo wrasse), 2475 nucleotides. It is a transcript of the gene sack1a, whose product is annotated as protein FAM83A. The coding region runs from base 80 to 2008 and encodes 642 amino acids. The record is from RefSeq and is a predicted model, not a curated record. The transcript is spliced from 6 exons. Gene Ontology annotation, biological process: epidermal growth factor receptor signaling pathway. Lineage: Eukaryota; Metazoa; Chordata; Actinopteri; Labriformes; Labridae.
ACUAGUUUGUCUUUUAUAGGUGUCAGAGAGACGCAGCUCAUCCAAGCUAACAACCCUGCAAGACUUGGAUUCAUCCCUCAUGGAUUCCAGCAAUGUCUCGGCGCUGUGGUACAGGAGGUCAAAGCCUCUGGGGAAGGUGAAGCGACGGGUGCAGGACCUUCGCAUUCCUUCCGCCCAUUACAAUGAACUCAAAGACAGCGAACCAACACAGGACCUCAGCCACAACGAGGCUGCUCGUCUGGCAGCGGACUCCCUGCUCAGUCACGGUUUAGAGGGAUACCAUGAGGUUUUAAGUGCAGAGGGAGAGGUGGACUUCUUAUCAGUGGUGGAGAAAAGUUACAUCCUGGAAAAUGGGAGGGAUGGCAAAUCAGUUGAACCUGAUGCAUCAGAUGAUGCUGACAAAGACCCAGAUACCUUGUCUCCAGGUAGCCACUCUUCCAAACAUUAUCGUUCAAUGUCCACAGACAGAAACCCUGUUGAGGACCCAAACAGCAUUAAAGAUGUGACUGUGACUAAUCGUGGCCAGGAUGUGUACAGGAUGUAUCUCCAGUCCGAAGGCAGAUCUUGUGCAAUGAAAGAUUCUGUCAGAGAGUUCAUCAGAAAAGCUGAAACGGUCCUGGCUAUAGUGAUUGACAGCUUCACUGACGUGGAGCUGCUGUGUGAUCUCCUGGAGGCAAGCAGGAAAAGGAACGUGUCUGUUCACCUGCUGUUGGAUCAUCUCAACGUCGACCUGUUUGUCAGCAUGUGGCAGGAGCUCAAAUUGGAGAGCAAAAACUUCCCUAAACUAUCAGUACGCAGCGUCAAUGGACAGACAUACUGUGCCAAAACAGGCCGGAAGCUGACCGGGCAGAUUGCUGAGAGUUUUAUGAUAUCUGACUCGACUCAAGUGCUGACUGGGUCAUACAGUUUCUCCUGGCUGUCUUGGCACGUUCAUCGUACUAUGGUUGUUCUUGUGAAAGGCAGCAUGGUUGAACGUUUUGAUCAGGAAUUCCACCGACUGUACUCCAGCUCCAAACCCGUACCUGGCUUUGUCGGUGAUAACUCCCUGCCCUGUGCUCUCCCUCCUCACACCUCUUUACUGUCAGUGAAGGAUGGAAAUGCUGCUGUCAGCAAGUCCAAAGUGAGUAAUGCCAAAACAAUGUGCAACAAGGCCUUGAAUGAAGAUGCUCAAAACAUAGAUAUAAAACCAAAAGUGUUGGUUUUAUCUGAAAUCCAAAGUCCCAAAUUAGAGUGCAGCAAAGGAGACACCCAGCCUUUACACAAAGGUGACACUGGUACACUAUUGCAUGAAAUACCUCCACAACUGGACCCAAAACCUCCGGUGCAAACAUCACAGAGUGCAGCUGAGGGGAUGCAAAAGCACAAGGAAGAAGCUGUUAGCACCCUUCAUGAUGCACUACCAAAUGUGGAACCUUCAGAGAAAAAUCUAAACAAGAUACAGACUGAAUAUACAAACGCUCAGUCCCAGCCAAACAGCCCCUCCUCCACCACUUCAGCUAAAAGUACUGUGAGUGUUCAGGAAUCAAACCCACUGUACACUGAUUCAACUGCAUUUGGACAUGUCCUGCACAGGACUCCACGGUAUCAAUCAAUACUGGCGACAGCUUCAAACAUGCAGCAACAUAAUGUGGGUGCUGAAGGUAUUUUCUUUCAGCAGAAUAGAGACAGGUUUACUAAACCUUCAGGAGGACUUUUUGGAGGUCUGAACACACAAAGACGACAAUGGAACGGCACACUAAACUUCAAACCAAAUGUGGACUUUGUACCAGAAAUCCGCUCUCCUACUGCAACAUCACCGCUUAGUCCUGGAUCCAACUGGCUGCCCCUCUCUCGCCAACACUCCUUUAACAGCAGCUACAGGUCGGGACAGAACAGAGACGCACAGAUGGGCUGGAGGCCGUCUCACAACAUCAUGAAUCCAGGAUUAGCAAGGAGCAAGAGCAUGGUUGAAAGACACUCAGUAGGGUUCACAGGAGCAGGUCGUAACCGAAACAUGAGCUAUACCUGAAAGAAAUGCAGACUGAGGAUCAACGGAACAGUUUACUUUCACAACUAUACAGGUCAAUGAUGACACACUGUGCGGUUAUCAAUGCAUGAGAUAUAUGUCCAAUGUAGUUUGGACAGAUUGGGAAAUAUUAAACUCUUGUCUUUUUUCCACCAAAAUUAUAAGGUAUGCAUUCAUUUUAGAACAUUCACCUUUUGUGUUUUUGUGUGUAGUGAAACUAUGUAUUAUUUUCUAAAAACAAAAUGUUAACCAAGGAUUUAUGCAUACUAAAUGUUUUAAAACUUGAAACUGCAGUACAAUUUAAUAUGAUUUUAUUUUUUAAAGAUUGAUUUUAUGUUGAUCUUUUCCUGAAAAAAUUAAACAAGUGUUUCCAGGAAGUGAAAUAAGUUUAUUUUCAAUUGAUAUACUGAAAAUACAUGCCUUUUCUGUAUGUACACCCCAGAUAUUUUAAAUAACUUUGGAAACGCUGA